Molecule: messenger RNA, 771 nt
Organism: Ixodes scapularis (black-legged tick)
Lineage: Eukaryota; Metazoa; Arthropoda; Arachnida; Ixodida; Ixodidae
Gene: B9d2
Product: B9 domain-containing protein 2
Exons: 4
Coding region: 238-771 (177 amino acids)
Biological process (GO): cilium assembly
Cellular component (GO): MKS complex
Source: RefSeq, a predicted model, not a curated record
GCAGGCAAAACCGGAAGCUCCAACUUGUCCGGAAACACGUCGUGCCUCGCUUGUAGUCAAGAGCCGUGCCACACGGGAACACGUCCACGCGUCCACGCCACAUCGCCGCACUACGGAACGCGCCAAUUGCCAUGGCGACCGCGUAUGUUGUUGAAGUUUUGCCGCGUUUUCGGACGCUUCGUUUCAGAAGUUUCAAGGAUCGGUUGAAAGGUACGAUUGCUGUCAUGCGGGAGGCGAAUGGCCGAACUGCACGUUUUCGGCCAGAUAUUAGGAGCGAGAGGCUUCGACGGUUCCAACCUCUUCUGCAAGUGGAAGCUAAUCUUCGGUGACGGGUGGACCUUGGUUGAAGGUUGCAAGGAAGGGCAGACCCAGGUGGAUCGGCACCGCUGGGAGGAGGACAGGGCGGUCUGGAGCCACCCCAUCGACGUACACCUCACCACCCGCGGGAUACAAGACUGGCCCCGACUGGUGCUGGAGGUGUGGCGCCAAGACGCAUACGGACGGAGCGACCUGUCCGGCUACGCCAGCUGCCACCUGCCAAGCUCCGCGGGGCGCCACCUGCUCCAGUGCGCCACGUGGCGCCCCCUGGGCUCCCUGUCCGAGGAGACGUCCCGACACUUCCUUGGAGGCAGCCUGCGCCUGGCCGACCCGGACGGCGCGUGCGGGCGGCCGUGCGACCGGUUCCGCCUGCGAGCUCGAUCGUGCGGGACGGUGCACCUGGACGUAUACGUCGUGCAGCGGGACUUCGACAAGUACGGCAUCGAGACGUAG